Molecule: messenger RNA, 1506 nt
Organism: Cicer arietinum (chickpea)
Lineage: Eukaryota; Viridiplantae; Streptophyta; Magnoliopsida; Fabales; Fabaceae
Product: auxin efflux carrier component 2-like
Biological process (GO): auxin polar transport; auxin export across the plasma membrane
Cellular component (GO): endoplasmic reticulum; plasma membrane
Molecular function (GO): auxin efflux transmembrane transporter activity
Source: RefSeq, a predicted model, not a curated record
AUGAUCAAAGGUAAAGAUGUAUACAAUAUACUAGAAAGUAUUGUGCCCCUAUAUGUGGCCAUGAUAUUAGGCUAUGGUUCGGUUAAAUGGUGGAAAAUAUUCACACCGGAUCAAUGUGUUGGUAUAAACCGUUUUGUAGCAUUGUUUGCCAUUCCUACCCUUACUUUUAUUUUCAUAUCACCAAUUAAUCCAUACCACAUGAAUUGGCAAUUACUACUUGCGGACACACUUCAAAAAGUUGUGACUUUGGUUGUUCUUAGUCUAUGGAACAUUUUUACAAAACGUGGUGGUAUAGAUUGGAAUAUAACCCUUUUUUCACUUACCAAUCUUCCAAAUACAUUAGUUGUUGGAAUCCCUCUUUUGAAGGCUAUGUAUGGAACAUUUACCACAACCCUUUUGAUCCAAAUUUUAGUUUUGCAAAAUGUUUUGUGGUACAACUUAUUGUUGUUUUUACAUGAAUAUAGAGCGGCUAAGCUCUAUAUUUCACAACAAUUUAUUGAGACAAAUAAUGUUGAAGGGUCUAUUAUCUCCCAUAAGGUUGAUUCAAUUAAUGUUGAUGUUGAAAUGGGAGAAAUCAAUGGAAAUAAUAAUAAUCUUAAUGUCAAGUCUUAUUCAACAUCUAGAGUGCAAAAUUUUGGCGGGGUUGAAGUAUAUUCAAGCUACUCAAAUAGUCCAAAAAUUGAUGGUUUUGAAGGCAAGAUCUUAAAGAUACAAAAUCAAAGAUUUUGGAGGAGCAAUAGUUGCCCGGAUUUGAUGGUUUCUUCUUUUCAGAAUCUAAAAUCAACUUUUUCAUGGUUUACCAAUAAUGGCCAAAUAAAGGAAAAGUGUAGUGGUAGUUUAGGCAUGCCACAAGAAGAAAUGAAUGCAUCAAAAGUAAGUGGAGACAAAGAGCAUGAGAGCAAGGAUGGAAUCAAAAAUCAAUUAACCGAGAGACCCAAGGAGUUGGAAAUUAAAAAAAGAAUUAGUGUCGACAAUAAACAACAAAUUCCACCUGGUCGUGGCAUGAUGACAAAGCUCAUUCUCGUUAAGGUGGGGAGGACGCUCGCAAAAAAUCCUAAUGUUCAUGCUGCAAUUUUGGCUCUCGCAUGGUCUCUCAUAUCAUUUAGGUGGAACAUCAAAAUGCCAGCGAUCAUCCACGAUUCUGUUACAAUAAUGUCUGAUACUGGACUUGGAAUGUCUAUGUUUAGUCUAGGCGUAUUCACGGCAUUACAACCCAAGAUCAUUGCUUGCAGUAAAACUGAGUUAGCAUUUUCUAUGAUACUUAAGUUUUUGGUUGGUCCUGUGUUGUUUGGUGCAACUUCUGCAGCUGUUGGUAUUCGUGGAGUUGUUUUCAAAUUCGGAAUUAUGCAGGCUGCUCUUCCUCACGGUAUUGUUCCUUUUGUAUUCGCCAGAGAGUACAAUCUCCAUGCCGUAAUAUUUAACACAUCGGUUAUCCUCGGAACGGCAAUUGCGCUCCCUAUAGCAAUACUCUAUUACGUGCUUCUAGACCUUAAUGUUUCUUUUUAA